This is a messenger RNA of Vigna umbellata (rice bean), 1684 nucleotides long. The record is from RefSeq and is a predicted model, not a curated record. Lineage: Eukaryota; Viridiplantae; Streptophyta; Magnoliopsida; Fabales; Fabaceae.
UGCUUCAAAUCUUCUUCCUCUUCUUUUUGGUGAAUUCAGAUUCUUCUUGCUUCAAGUUUGAACAUUUUCGAAGCCAAUUACACGGACCAACACGGUACAUUGAUAUCUAAGGUCUGUGGGUGGAAGAAUGGAGAAAAAGGGUGUGAAGGCAAAGACGAAGAUCGUGUGCACUUUGGGACCAUCAAGUAGGUCUGUGGAGAUGCUGGAGAAGCUUCUCAAGGAAGGGAUGAACGUGGCUCGCUUCAACUUCUCUCAUGGCUCUCACUCUUAUCACCAAGAGACCCUUGACAAUCUCAGGAAUGCAAUGAACAACACUGGCAUUCUCUGCGCUGUCAUGUUGGAUACCAAGGGUCCAGAGAUCAGAACUGGGUUUCUGAAAGAAGGGAAACCUAUACAAAUCCAUAGAGGACAAGAAAUCACAAUUACAACUGAUUACAGUAUAAAGGGUGAUGAGAAGAUGAUCAGCAUGAGCUACAAGAAGUUGGCACACCAUUUGAGUCCAGGGAGUAAUAUUCUGUGUGCUGAUGGGACAAUCAGCUUCACUGUCUUGGAAUGUAACAAGGAGAAUGGCCUGGUUCGAUGUCGGUGUGAAAAUUCUGCAGUUUUGGGCGAGAGGAAGAAUGUUAAUCUUCCCGGAGUGGUUGUUGAUCUUCCAACCUUGACAGAGAAGGACAAGGAAGACAUUCUGGGGUGGGGGGUUCCUAAUAAGAUUGACAUCAUUGCUCUCUCUUUUGUUAGAAAAGGUUCAGACCUUGUAGAGGUCAGAAAUCUACUUGGAGAGCAUGCAAAAAACAUACUUCUUAUGUCCAAGGUUGAAAAUCAAGAGGGAAUUGCCAAUUUUGAUGAGAUACUUGCAAAUUCAGACGCAUUCAUGGUGGCAAGAGGCGACUUGGGAAUGGAAAUUCCAAUAGAGAAAAUCUUUCUUGCUCAGAAAGUAAUGAUUCACAAAUCAAACGUACAAGGCAAGCCUGUGGUAACUGCCACCCAGAUGUUAGAGUCCAUGAUCAAAUCACCCCGGCCUACGCGAGCGGAGGCCACUGAUGUUGCCAAUGCAGUCCUUGAUGGCACUGACUGUGUUAUGCUUAGUGGGGAAACUGCUGCAGGAGCCUAUCCAGACAUUGCUGUCCAAACCAUGGCUAGAAUCUGUUCUGAAGCGGAAAGUUUCAUAGACUAUGGUGAUUUGUUCAAAAAAAUUAUGGAAACAGCUCCCACUCCAAUGACUCCUUUGGAGAGCAUGGCUUCAGCAGCAGUCAGGACUGCAAAGUGCAUCAAUGCUGCUCUAAUCUUAGUGCUGACUAGAGGUGGAACCACUUCAAAACUUGUGGCCAAGUAUAGACCCAGCAUGCCUAUUCUUUCUGUGGUAGUUCCUGAGAUAACCACAGAUUCUUUUGAAUGGUUCUGCAGUGACGAAGCUCCUGCAAGGCAUAGCCUUAUCUACCGCGGCCUAAUACCUGUUUUGGCCUCUGGUUCUCUUGGAGCCUCCCAGACUGAGUCAACACAAGAAACCAUAAAGUUUGCUCUUUCAUAUGCAAAGGAAAAUGACUUGUGCGCCCCUGGAGAUAGUAUUGUAGCACUGCUCCGAGUUGAAACCUCUACUGUGAUCAAGAUACUGGAUGUUUCUUAACUGAAGACAAAAGUCUAGGACUAGGACUGAUACCUUGUUUUUUUGUUUAGUAUUGUUUUU